This is a messenger RNA of Sinocyclocheilus rhinocerous, 1992 nucleotides long. RefSeq names its product IQ domain-containing protein D-like. The transcript has 6 exons. NCBI's taxonomy places the organism in Eukaryota, Metazoa, Chordata, Actinopteri, Cypriniformes, Cyprinidae. Bases 291 to 1535 code for a protein of 414 amino acids. The record is from RefSeq and is a predicted model, not a curated record. Gene Ontology annotation, molecular function: protein binding.
UAUCUGACAGCUCAGGCUCUGGAGAGAGAAGUCACUGACAGAACGCAUGAAGGCUGCUGCUGCACACAGAAUGGAUGACAGAUCUGUGGAAGAGAGCUGAAUGCCUAAUAAAUGCCUUAAAGAUGUGCACUGGCCUGCACGCAGUCCUGCUCUGCCAGCAGUGAAACUCGGGUAACUGCAGCAGCCCGCUGCUCGUAUCGUCCCAGGUCAGAAUCAGCGGCACGUCGUCGUCCCCCUCCGCCAUCCCGCGAUGAGAGGACCGCAGUUUUAGGGGACACAAAAAACCUCUAAUGAUGGGCUCAAAAUCAGACGCCGUCCCUCCUGAAGACAGACUAUCAGAUGCAGCCACCCUUCCAAACAAAACUAAAGCAGACUACUUAAAGACCAUCAACCCCUCCAGGAAGACACUGUCAUCUCUGGAAGCAAAGCUUAUAUUUGGGGUACUAGAUGAGUGCAUUCAUCAGAUGGAGAUAGUCUCUCUUCUACCCACUUUGCUGAGCUCUCCAGAAGCACUUUCCCAGAGUCUUGGAGAGGAAGUGGUCCAUGCCCUGAAAGAGCACCAGAGGCUUGGGGAAAAGUACCAAGCUAUGGUGCUUGAUGCGAGCUUUGAGCAAAGUGAACUAAAGGAACAAUUAGCCAAAUCGACAAAAGCAGUUCAGGACUCCUUUCAUAACAUUAUGCGGCUACUUAGGGCAACUCCGACCACAAGGGAGGUGCUAAAAGGCAUAGAACCCAACACAGUGGGAGAGAUGGAGACUCAGAAACUGAAAGAGGGUCUGUGUGAGUUGAGAGAGAUUGUUUUGGAGAGGCUUCUCACUACACCUGCAGAGGAGAGAGAACGCAGAGAGAUGAUGCUUGAAGUCAGUCUACGUCACUCUGCCAACCAGGAGCUGAUAGACUCACUGGAAAAAGAGGUUGCCAGUGCAAUAAAAGACAAGGAUACAGAGAUCUCCACGUUGAAUAAUAAAGUGCACCAGCUGAGAAACUCACUGCAUCAGAUGGAAAAAGGUUUGGAGGACUUCAUCGUCCGAACUCAACAGGAUGCUGAGAAACAGAGCCAAUCAGACACAAAAACUUCAGAGGGGAAGGGAGCUCGUUUGCAGCAGGAGGCCAGUCAACUGAGAGCUCAGCUCAAUAAUGUGACUGAAGAGGACAGAAAGAGAGAACUGGCACUACGAAAGAAAAAAUACAAGGAGGAAACAGAGAUUGAGAACUGGAUCCAGAAAUAUGAUACUGAAAUUGGAGAGAAACAGACAGAACUGGAGGAAAUGACACGCAUGUAUGAAGCAGACAUGGCAGAGCUGAGAGCGCUGGAGGAACAUUCUGCAGUUCUGGACCUGGAGUACUCCCAGAUUAUGGAGGAGCGACAGGAGGCUCAGAAGCAGAGGGAACAACAGCAAAGAGAAAGAGAGAUGCAGAGCCAAGCUGCCACUGUCAUUCAGGCCCACUGGAGAGGCUUUUGUGUACGCAAGGCCAUGAAGGCCAACGCAAAGCCCAAGAAAGGGAAGAAAGGAAAGGGGAAAAAAGGGAAAUGAAAGAAAGCAUGAAAGCAUGGUGCAAGAUUAUCAACAAUAUUAUUUACGUUAUUAGAUCAAUAAAAUGGAAAAAAAAAACACUGUGACUGUGAGACUCAUGAAGCAUUCAAGUGUUGUUGUACAGUUGUUAACCAGAUAUUUACCCUGAUUUCUUUCAAAUCUGUUCAUUUUUGAAAUUUUGAAAGUUGUGUAGUGUAUUCCAGUUUAUAGAAACAAUGGCUGUAUCUGAAACCUGAAAACUGCUGCCUACACAGUAUAUGGAGGAAGAAAUGAAGACAUGUCCGAAUCCAAUGAAUAUAUUUUGAUAUCUCACAUAUCUGAAUCCAAUAAUAAUAUUUCAUUGAUUAUUAAAGAGGAAACCCUUUUAAUUAAACAUCCCUUUAAUCUCCAUGUCCCUGUACAAUAUUCCUGGUGUCCCUCCCACCCCAGUGCACAACAAUCCCGUACGAUCCUCAAG